Molecule: messenger RNA, 1678 nt
Organism: Megalops cyprinoides (Indo-Pacific tarpon)
Lineage: Eukaryota; Metazoa; Chordata; Actinopteri; Elopiformes; Megalopidae
Product: E3 ubiquitin/ISG15 ligase TRIM25-like
Exons: 1
Coding region: 16-1608 (530 amino acids)
Molecular function (GO): zinc ion binding; protein binding
Source: RefSeq, a predicted model, not a curated record
ACGAGAAGCAGCAUCAUGUCUCUGUCGUCGUCGGACGGUCUCCUGGCCCGGGAGCUCAGCUGCCCCAUCUGCAUGCAGCUCUUCUCAGAGCCCGUCAUGCUGCCCUGCGGCCACAACUACUGCCUCUCCUGCAUCCAGCAGGCCAUAGCCUCUGAGAAGGUCCCGCACUGCUGCCCCGAGUGUCGGGAGGAGUACGAGGGCGAGGAGGUACUGCAGAGGAACUUCAAGCUCUGCAACAUCAUCGAGGGAUACAAGGCCACCACAGGGACAAGCAGGGACGAGGCGGAGGUGCUGUGUGACCAGUGCCUGGGGACGGGAACGCCGGCCGUCAAGACAUGCCUGAAGUGCGAGAUCUCCCUCUGCUCGCAGCACCUGCACCGGCACUCCCAGAAGGAGUCCUUCAAGAGCCACAUGCUGGUGGAGCCCCUCUCCGACCCGGGCAGCACCAAGUGCCCGCUCCACUCCAAGGCCCUGGAAUACUUCUGCGGCAGCGACCGGACCUUCCUCUGCGCAUCCUGCUUCAUCGAGGGCAGCCACCAGGACCACGACAUCAAGACCUUCGCGUCGGCAGAGGCGGACAUGCGGAAGAUCCUUGAGUGCCACGAGAAGGCGGUCCGCAGCAAGCUGCACAUGACCGACACCCUACUGCAGAGGGGCAUCGGAGACGAGGGCAUCUUCAAGGCCGCCAACGACAAGCUGGCCGCCAAGGCCAUGGCGCUGCUGGGAAACAUGGCCAACCUGGUGAAUGGGUACCAGGCGCGGCUGAGCCAGCUGCUGGAGGAGGAGCAGAGGCAGCUGCAGGAGAGCUGGCAGAGCAGUCUGCGGCAGAUGAUAGGGCAGCAGGAGGCCCUGAGGGGGGCGCAGCAGGACCUCCUCUCCGCCCUGAAGGAGACGGACGAGUGCCGCUUCGUCCAGCACUUUGUGAAGAUCGAGCCCCAGGCCAAGGAGGCCAUCGCCAGCUCCGUGGCCGCACCGGUGCCACAGCCUCUGAACGUGAAGAGGCUGUGCGCCAACAUGCGGACGGAGGACUUCAAGGCAGAGAUGGGCCGCCUGCUGCAGGCCCUGCACACCCUUCUCAACCCGCUGGAGCUGACCUUCAACACCAACACCGCCCACCACAACCUGCUCCUCUCCAACGACCUGAGGACGGUGAAGUACAGCGCCAGCCGCCAGCCCCACCUGGACCACCCGGAGAGGUUCCUGACGGCGCCCCAGGUCCUCUGCUUGCAGGGCUUCUCUAGCGGCGAGCACGUCUGGGUGGUGGAGGUGGGCGAGAGCAUGUGGUCCGUGGGCCUCUGCUACAAGAGCGUGCCUCGGCGAGGGGACCACAGCCGGCUGGGCCACAACCCUGUCUCCUGGCGUCUCCAGUGGAAGAACAAGAAGCUAACGGCCUGCCAUGCGUCCUCCAACGUGGCACUGCCGGAGACCGUCCCGCCCGUCCGCAUCGAGGUGGCGCUGGACUACGAGGGCGGCACACUCAGCCUCCACAGCACCAUGGGCCCGCGCAAGCACCUGUACACCUUCAAGGCCAGCUUCCGGGAGCCCGUGUACCCGGCCUUCAGCAUCCACUCCACCACCUCUGGCUCCUGGAUCACCCUGAAGAGCUGAGCCAGUCUGCUCGUCUCCUGUGUGCUGUUAAGGAGCAAAGUGACCCAGUUCAGCGCUGAGCAAUGAAGAG